UCUAAAACUUCGACUACCGUGUCAGAUUGAAGGUAGUGUGACUAAAUAAGCUAACGGAGUUUAAUGGCUGUUUGUAGGCAAAAGAGGAAAGUUAGUUGUUGCAUUAAUGAGUUCCAGCAAAUUAUCUGCCAGAGAUACUCUUUUUCCUUUCUCUUCUUCCACGUUUGAAUUAAUUCACUUAAAUGCAGCAUCACGUUUUCUUUUGAUCGAACAAAGCUGAGGCAAACUUCACUUGAUAAUUCACUUAUUUUUUUAUGUCACUCACAGUCGGCCACAAAAACUUCUAUCACUAUAGAAAUUAAAUUAUUAUAAUGUUCAAAAAUAUGAGACGUGGAGAGAAGCCGACUGAUGAAGAAACGGAGACAGAGAUUGACGAAGAGAUCACUGAGAGUGAAGAGUCUGCAGCAGCCAGUAAGAAGCUCCAGUUUCUAGGAAUACCGCUAUAUAAACUAUCUUAUAAACGGUUACCUAAGAAAUGCCUCAAAGUUUCUUUUCUUGCCAUCAAUUCUGCUAUUUUUCUGGCUGGAAUUGCUGUAGUCGUAAUAUCAAUGUGGAUGUUAUCGGAUAGCAAGUUAAUGUUACGAUUAACGGCGCAAAAACUUUUUGUUACUAUUUUGCUUAUAAUUGGUAUAUUCUCAGCAACACUAGCUUUUCUUGGAAUCGUUGCAUUCAUCAAACAGAACAGAAAAUUACUGGUUGUAUACAUUAUAUGUCAUUCUGUGCUACUAUGUAUCAUAUUUAUUUGUUCUGUCAUGAGUGCCUCUUUUUUCGAUCGAAUCACCAGUAAAAUACGGGAUGAUAUGAAGAGCACAAUUAUGAAAUAUCAUUUAUUGGAUUGGGUUACUGAAGCUUGGGAUAAUACACAACAAUAUUUACAAUGUUGUGGAAUAAAAUCUUAUAAAGAUUGGGAAGAAUAUUUAAUAGAUAUUCCUAAAAGCUGUUGUUCCAAAACAAUUGAUCAGUGUCUUCACAUGACGGAAUUUGUGGCGUACGAAUCUGGGUGUCUUAAAAGUACUUACUUUAUGCUAAAAUCUCACAUUGAUACUGUUACCAUCUCAACUUUGUUCAUCUCGAUUACUUCGAAGCUGCUCAGUGAUAUCAUAAGGGUUUAUUAAGAACUAAAGACUGUUCUUCAUGACGUUGAGUAUUUGCCUGACUAUUCCUUUCAUCCAGAUUCUAUAGCCUCGUCGUUUAUCCAACAUAUUAUCUAUUUAUAAAGACGAUGUUAAAUGUACAAGCAGUCGGCACCCACAAUUUAGCAGGUUAGCUUUUUAGAUGGGGCAGAUGAGUUAUGCAAGUUACGAUGAAAAUUUUCAUAUUGCAUUUCUUGUUGUGUUUGUGAGAUUUUUGUCAUCAGCAUAAAAAAGAGUUUGAAGUGGAAAGAAAUAAAAGUAAUACUGUAUAUGA
Chelonus insularis is the source of this 1407-nucleotide messenger RNA. RefSeq names its product CD151 antigen-like. The transcript has 7 exons. The coding region runs from base 312 to 1115 and encodes 267 amino acids. Gene Ontology annotation, cellular component: plasma membrane. Lineage: Eukaryota; Metazoa; Arthropoda; Insecta; Hymenoptera; Braconidae. The record is from RefSeq and is a predicted model, not a curated record.